AUCAGAUUAGCUUCAGAUACAGUAAUAAUCGUAUAAUCAGCUAUGUCGCUUGGUUCACAAAACCUUGAUAUACUUGGUGAUCGUCAAUCUGGUCAAGAUGUUCGAACCCAAAAUAUUACUGCUUGUCAAUCUGUUUCGAAUAUAGUCAAGACUUCACUGGGUCCUGUUGGACUUGACAAGAUGUUGGUCGACGAUAUUGGGGAUGUGACCAUCACAAAUGAUGGUGCUACAAUUCUCAAGAUGUUAGACGUUGAACAUCCAGCUGCCAAGGUUCUUGUUGAAUUGGCUGAGCUUCAAGAUAGAGAAGUAGGAGAUGGCACUACUUCUGUGGUCAUUAUAGCAGCAGAGUUGCUCAAGAGAGCAAAUGAUCUUGUCAAAAAUAAGAUUCACCCUACAUCUGUAAUAAGUGGAUACAGACUUGCGAUGAGAGAAGCAUGCAAAUAUAUUGAGGAAAAGCUGGCCGUCAAGGUUGACAAGCUUGGCAAGGAUUCUCUUGUGAACUGUGCGAAGACAAGCAUGUCUUCGAAAUUGUUAGCGGGUGACUCUGACUUCUUUGCUAAUUUGGUUGUUGAAGCAGUACAAGCUGUUAAAAUGACCAAUGCACGGGGUGAAAUCAAAUAUCCAAUCAAGGGAAUUAAUAUCCUUAAAGCUCACGGAAAAAGUGCUAAAGAAAGCUACUUGUUGAAAGGUUAUGCUCUUAAUACUGGCCGAGCAGCACAAGGAAUGCCCACGAGAGUUGCUCCUGCAAGGAUUGCCUGUCUCGAUUUUAAUCUUCAAAAGACAAAAAUGCAAUUGGGGGUUCAGGUUUUAGUCACCGACCCACGGGAAUUAGAGAAGAUCCGCCAAAGAGAAGCUGAUAUGACGAAAGAACGUAUUGAAAAGCUUCUAAAGGCUGGUGCUAAUGUUGUUUUAACUACAAAGGGAAUUGAUGACAUGGCACUCAAAUAUUUUGUGGAAGCUGGUGCAAUUGCUGUUAGACGAGUGCGGAAGGAGGAUUUACGCCAUGUCGCCAAGGCAACAGGUGCAACUGUGGUUUCAACAUUUGCCGACAUGGAAGGAGAAGAAACUUUUGAUUCAUCGUUCCUAGGAUAUGCAGAUGAAGUAGUGGAGGAGCGGAUUGCAGAUGAUGAUGUUAUCAUGAUCAAGGGAACUAAAACUUCGAGUGCGGUUUCCCUAAUACUUAGAGGUGCUAAUGACUAUAUGCUUGAUGAGAUGGAUAGAGCUUUGCAUGAUGCUUUAUGUAUCGUCAAGAGGACCCUGGAAUCCAAUACAGUGGUUGCAGGUGGAGGUGCAGCUGAGGCUGCUUUAUCUGUAUAUUUGGAGUACCUUGCUACAACUUUGGGAUCUCGAGAGCAGCUGGCAAUUGCAGAAUUCGCUGAAUCGUUGCUGAUAAUUCCGAAGGUUCUUGCUGUCAACGCUGCAAAAGAUGCAACUGAUUUGGUAGCCAAACUGCGUGCCUAUCACCACACUGCACAAACCAAGGCAGAUAAGAAACAUCUAUCAAGCAUGGGUUUGGACCUAGUAAAGGGUACAGUUCGUAACAACUUAGAAGCUGGCGUAAUUGAACCUGCAAUGAGCAAAGUGAAGAUACUACAGUUUGCAACUGAAGCAGCUAUAACGAUCCUUCGAAUUGAUGACAUGAUCAGACUUGUAAAGGAUGAGAGUCAAGAUGGUCAAGAUUAGUUCCUAUUUUUGUUUUGGAUGAAUUUGGUGAGUUGAUGUUUGUAAUGUAGGUAACUUUGUAGGCUAGAUACCCAUCAUGGGUAUGUAGCUUUUGAUUUUGAAAUAUUUGAGUUCUUGGAGAUGGAGAGUAAAGUCUACAUGUCUUUUUUUAGCUCCUCACUGGGGGUGUCUGCAUAUCUGUGCAACAUCAGUUAAAUUUGUACCAACUUUCAUUACUACCAAUAUUUUGGUUGGGAUUUUGCC
Cynara cardunculus var. scolymus (artichoke) is the source of this 1926-nucleotide messenger RNA. Its product is annotated as T-complex protein 1 subunit alpha. The transcript has 17 exons. Gene Ontology annotation, molecular function: ATP hydrolysis activity; ATP-dependent protein folding chaperone; ATP binding. NCBI's taxonomy places the organism in Eukaryota, Viridiplantae, Streptophyta, Magnoliopsida, Asterales, Asteraceae. Bases 43 to 1683 code for a protein of 546 amino acids. Gene Ontology annotation, cellular component: chaperonin-containing T-complex. Gene Ontology annotation, biological process: protein folding. The record is from RefSeq and is a predicted model, not a curated record.